AUGGAGAAAGAGAGAGAGAAACAGAAAGAGGAAGAGGAAGAGAGAGAACUCGCAGCUUGCUUGAAUAAUUCGACACUCGUUGGCACACGCCUCAAACGCUACGCCGCAGAAGCUGGUGACGUUCGUUACAUGAGUCCUAUUAACCUCACGUUAAAGACCGAGACGAAGCACUUACGAGAAAGGGUGAUAUCCGGGACGCUUAACAAUAUCAAACGCUCGAUGGAAGUUGACCUUUGCUUCGUGCUGGACUGCACUGGUUCGAUGGGGGGCCAUAUCGACGCCGCCAAAGACUGUAUCAUAACUGUGGUCGAACACAUGAGUCGUACAAACCCGAACAUUAAACUAUGGGUCAGCUUCUGUGGCUACCGUGACCACUGCGAUGGCGACAGCCGCUUACAGAUUUUUGAAUUCACCAACUUGUACUCAAAAUUCAAAUCCUAUAUCUCAGAGCAGGUAUCAGCCACAGGUGGCGGCGAUGCUCCGGAAGACGUCCUAGGUGGUCUUGACGCAGCCGUUGAUAAAAUAAAGUGGACCCACACCACUCGAAUUAUUCUCCACGUGGGUGACGCUCCACCACACGGUGUUCGUUUCUACACUGGCCAAGAUGAAUAUCCCAGAGGUGACCCAAAUGGUCUAACCGCAGAAAGCGUGUUAGAGAGAAUGCGAUCGGCACAGAUUUUUUACUAUUUCGGGAAGAUUACAAAUUUAACCGAUGAGAUGCUCCGAGUAUUCCACAGCAUAAUUGGUGAGUUCCCAGAGUUUGAUCUUAAUAUUGACGGCGGGAAUCCGGAAGCAUUAUGCACAAAAUUCUUCAAUGCUACCUGUUCGGCCAUCACUUCUUCCGUCACAAUAACUAGCACCAUGGCGGAAGGUAUGCAAAAUCGACGAAAGGAUCUCGAAAUAGAUAUAAGCAAACCCGCAUGGUUCUUGUUACCGGUCGAAACUGGGGUACUUUUGCAUUAUCAUUCUUGUGAAAGUUUGGACGACAUUAUGAACCCGAGACACUUCAAGAAAAGCAAUAUCAUUACCCAAAAAUACACUUACAAACGCGCACCGAAACCAUUCUCUGUCGGUGCCGAACGAUACGCAUAUUAUGCUCUCGAUGUUGCUCAUGAACCGAAUGCAACUGUUAUUAUGAAAGAAUACCUCGAGCUUGGGCGACAAGCGAACUCUAUGGAACGGUACCUCGAGGCGAUUGAAGUCUCCACUAUUUCCUGUUUCCUUGCAAAAGAAUUCAACUCGGCUGCUGCACGAGUCGGCGUCGAUAAGAAAGUGGAAUUCCUCCAAGUAAAACUCGUGCGCCGUACCGAUACUCAAUGCCACACCGUAGAACCGAUUCUCCCCAGCGCGGAUUUUAAACGAUUUAACGUGAACAGCGGAGUGAUUACAGAAUUUCGUGCCACCCUUGAGGCAUUUGCCCAUUUCACAUAUAAAUUUACAGGAGGUUAUUUGGUGGUUUAUGAUCUACAAGGAACAGAACUCUCCGAUCAAUUCUUAUUAACAGAUCCAGCGAUACACUGCACGGACCCUUUAAGGUUCGGGAGAACGAAUCUCGGAAAGAAAGGCAUCGAUGAGUGUUUCUUAGCAAAUCAUAAAUGUAAUGAUGUUUGUCAGAAGUUAGGGUUCGAGCUUUAA
Ambispora gerdemannii is the source of this 1635-nucleotide messenger RNA. Lineage: Eukaryota; Fungi; Glomeromycota; Glomeromycetes; Archaeosporales; Ambisporaceae. The record is from the annotation of a GenBank genome assembly.